CACCAAUGGCAAUGUAGAGUAAAUACUUGGAUAAAUGUUCCUUUCUAAAGACUUUCUUUCAGGACAGCGAAUAAAUUGGUCUUGUUUGGGUUUGACAAAGCCAAUAAUUUGAGGGGAAGUAAAGCCCGGUGACUGACUUUCUUUGCACCCCGAGUUCGCCUGCAAGCUCAACCAAAUUCUGGCAUGAGCCAUGUCAGUAAUUUGCUCAGAUUCGGAAGACAGUACAGAUGAGAAACAAGUAGCAAUCAGGUAUACUGCUUAUCUGCUAGGAGGAACAGCCCCUACACCAUGCUUUCUGCCUAGCUCUCCUAAAGCACCUAUCACGCCGCCUAAGUUCUGUCGCUUUGCACCCACACCUUCGACUCCAACAAGAAGACACCAUUUGGAAAAGUCAAAACCGUCUAAGUACACUAGUAAUGAGGAUGGAGAUAAAAGUAUAGAAUUGAUGGCUUCAAAAACAGAUCAACAUGGAGCUGCGGAAGUGUUAUCCCGUCAAUGGCAUGAUCCUCACGAUGGGCAAAGUGCAGCCGAUUCGAAGUCAAUACCGGAAGUUUGUGUAAAUAGUAAGGCGCAAUUUUCAUUUUUUAUUUCGUCUCGUCGAGCAAUUACUAACGACUAUCCGUCAGUUAAUAAGAUCAAUGUCUCUAAUAACUCCAAUGUACAAAACGAUACAAUUGCGCUAAUCGACGAGCCUCCUGAGGUAAUGAAAGGCAAUAUGCGCGAGCCAUCACCUUCACAGGAGUCGCAAUUCCGAACUAUACAUACCAUCACCUCGUCGCCCCCGAAUACGCCAAAGCGAACACAGCAUCAUGGUACAGUUACAUCCCCAUCCCUCUCACAAAAAUCUCCAAGAAAGCGGCGGAAGAAAGCUAAAAAUCUGCUGCCACCUUAUGGACGGUUGAUGAGGGAUAUUCCGGACGACGACAUUGAGACUUACUCUUCUGAUGAAGCAGAUGUCAUUCGAAGUAAGAGUUCCCUGAUGCUUCAAAAUCUUCGCCAGGCACAUCUAGAGCACCAAUGGAGCAAGGUGGAAGAGAUAGAGAAAUGGCGAAAAGAUGCAAACGGCGAACUCUGACCUUGCCAUAUCGUUGUGUUGGUAUGAUAUUUUAUGUACAUAGGUGUUUGUAAAUUGCCAAAGAACGAAUAAAUGGUAUGGAACAAACUACUUUCUAGUUCUUUUAGGCUGAUUGAGCUGCUCCUGCAUUCUCGUUAUUCGGAUAUGUACAUUUUGAAGCAGUUGGUUCGAGUGCGCUAGCUGCUUUCUAGCCAUCAUGAGCUUUGUAUGGGAUGCUUGCAGAGCCGGUGGGUCAGUAAUAUCUGAAAAGAGCUGUAGCU
Molecule: messenger RNA, 1335 nt
Organism: Umbelopsis ramanniana AG
Lineage: Eukaryota; Fungi; Mucoromycota; Umbelopsidomycetes; Umbelopsidales; Umbelopsidaceae
Exons: 2
Coding region: 191-1075 (294 amino acids)
Source: RefSeq, a predicted model, not a curated record